AUGACCACUUACGAGUAUUCAGAAGAAGAAGAUGAUGAAGAUGACUCAAAUAAAGAUUCAUCAGAAGAAGAAGAUGAUGAUGACGCAGAUGACUCAAAAAAAGAUUCAGAAGAAGAAGAUGAUGAUGACGCAGAUGACUCAAAAAAAGAUUCAGAAGAAGAUGAUGAUGACGCAGUUGACUCAAAAAAAGUCGGGGGACUAGAUAUUAAAACAUCGGAGCUUUUUGGAUUAAUCUUUUUUGCCCUACUGAAAAAGAAAUAUUUUGAAGGUGCCAAACAGCUGAUUGAGACGGGAAGUGUUAGAAUUCAUCAUCUUUUGGUUGGUUGUGUUAUUUUACAAGAUAUUGCAAAUGACUGGCAAACCAGCCAAAUUGAGAAGGACAAGUUGUUACAAAUGAAAAUGCUGUGUACACAAAAAGCCUUGCGAAUUACAAGUUGUAUUCAUGAAAAUGAUACCAAAGUCUACAAGAAAAGGUAUAAAGAGGGAAAUGAUACAGAUUCAAAUGCAAAAGAAUUGGGAAAACGAAUUGACCACGCAGGACGGCUCUUACUGAAUCACGGAUACCUAGCAGAUGCCAUCAAAACAGAGAACAGUGUCUAUUUGAACGACGACAUAGUCAAGAAAGUAAUAAAUCAAAUGUGGUACAAACGGGAAAGCCUUUCCUUAAGGAGGGGCUUGCUUUUUGCAAUUUUGACGCUACUUCACUUUAUAUUAUUACCGUCCUUGAUGAUCACAAUGGAAAACAAACCAUUGCAGAGGCUAUAUAGACUGUACAAGGUUCCUGUCAUGAAAGUUCUUCUAAACAUGGUUGGUUGGCUUGCCAUUUUAGUAGCGUAUUCUUAUAUGCUGCUUUUUGAUUUCACUGGAGGAGUUUCGAGAACACAUUGGUUUAUAAUAGCAUGGAUGUCAAGUUUGUUUAUUGAUGAAGUUAAACAGAUUGUCAUCGCAGUAAUAAGAAAAAAAUUCAAUGCAUACAUUACUGACUGGACUAAUUACCUGGAAUGGGGCUUAAUGAUUGUUUACGUAUGCGGCAUGCUGUUUAAACUUGGAGAUGGAAAGCCAUAUCGACAAGCCGAAAAAGUCCUUUUGGUUCUUUCCUUUAUUCUUAUAUGCGUUAGAUUUCUUAAUCUACUGAUUAUAUCAGAGAUCAUAGGAGCAAAGCUAGUGAUCAUUAGAAAAAUGUUUAUGGACACAUUUGCAUUCCUUAUGAUAAUCACCGUAAUCACUUAUUGCUACAGCGUGUCAUACUUCGCCAUUUUGUAUACUGACGACUCAGAUUUAAGUUUUACUCAGAUUGAAAAGAUAGCUCGAAAUGGUUUUUGGAUUUUAUUUGGCGAACUAUCCCUUGAAAGUGAUAGAUUGAAGGAACCUGAUUGUACGUUCAACAAAGAAAUGUACGACAGUGGUGAGAUGGAACGCUGUCCGUCUGAGCUGGGCUUGUUUCUGGCACCCUAUCUGAAAGCAGUGUAUGCAUUGAUCGCUAUCAUUCUGCUACUGAAUCUACUGAUUGCGAUGUACAGUCAUACGUUUGAAGAAGUCCACGAGAAAAGCAAGUUUUAUUGGUCACAACUUCAGUUAGAUUUUCUGGAAGAAUACAGCGUGAAGACAAUUUUCCCCAUUCACUUCCAACUUUUAGUGCUACCAGUCUCUUUGGUUCAUUUUAUGAUUUGGUUUCCUUUCUUCUUCGUACGCAAGAAAAUACAAAAGUGUAUUUGUGGAGACGACGGAGGUGAUAGCGACAGUGAAUUGGACGAUGACUUUUAUUUUGAUGUUGAUGACGAUGAACUCAAUAAAAGCCCAAUGUUUGUUAGAGUGUUCCUAUACGACAAAAACUUCGACCUGAAUUUAAAAGACACAAAUGAAGCUGAGGGACAAGCUGCAUUGAAAGCAUCAGGAGAUUUGGAUACUAACGAUGAAGACAAAAUAACGGUUCUUCAAAGGAAAAUGAAACGACACAAAAAGCUCACAAGAAGUAUUGAUGGAAGGACCUCCAAGAUCAUGUCAGAGGUUAUGCAAAUAAAGAAAAAUAUAAGAGACUUGCAUCAAGCGAUUUCUCCAAAAACUAUGCCACAGGAAAAUGAAAGAAGUGAAUCAAGAGCGUUCAAUGACACCUGGGGUGCAGAAUCGUCAGAUAUAGAUACAGACAAAGAAGUUGACGACGAUUCCUCCAUGCCUGGAUCAGAUUUUGAUCAGGAUGAUUCAGACAGCGACCAUUCCUUUGGAAGUGAGGCAGACAGCCAUGAUAACCAGGACACAGAUUCCACAUUAUUUGACCUUGUUAGCGACCUUAGACUGAUUAGAGAUCCUGACUUCUGGACUGAUGUUGUGAAAGACUGA
Molecule: messenger RNA, 2337 nt
Organism: Saccostrea cuccullata (small rock oyster)
Lineage: Eukaryota; Metazoa; Mollusca; Bivalvia; Ostreida; Ostreidae
Product: transient receptor potential cation channel subfamily M member 2-like
Exons: 21
Coding region: 1-2337 (778 amino acids)
Biological process (GO): calcium ion transmembrane transport
Cellular component (GO): plasma membrane
Molecular function (GO): ligand-gated calcium channel activity
Source: RefSeq, a predicted model, not a curated record